AUGCAGGAGCUGGUGGCCGGAGUAGAGAAGAUCAGGUUUGACCUGGAGGCCGACGUGGAGCAGCAGAGAGGAGCCCGGCUCCUGCCCUUCCCGGGUAUGGACAAGCUGGGGGCGGCCGUCUGCGAGUUCUUCCGCCGAGGGCUGUGCUCCAAGGGCCUGCUGUGCCCCUUCCGGCACGUCAGCGGGGAGAAGACGGUGGUGUGCAAGCACUGGCUGCGGGGGCUGUGCAAGAAGGGUGACCAGUGCGACUUCCUGCAUGAGUACGACGUGACCAAGAUGCCCGAGUGCUACUUCUACUCCAAAUUUGGCGAGUGCAGCAAUAAGGAAUGUCCCUUCCUGCACGUCAACGCGACGGCCCGUGCCACCGGCUGUCCCUGGUACGACCGAGGCUUCUGCAGGCAUGGACCCCUGUGCAAGUACAAGCACACCCGGAGGGUGCUGUGCACGAACUACCUCGUCGGCUUCUGCCCAGAAGGACCCAAAUGCAAAUUCAUACACCUCAAGGCUGGGCUGAUGACCUGCAGCACCAGUCAGACCAAGGGAGCUGACCUUCCUCACGGGGUAGCGUGGCCAGGCCUGGCUGCCAGCGGGGAGAGUGACCGUGAGCACCAGCCACCCACAGAGCCCCCGCUGCUGGACACCAGUGCUACCCUGCGCCUGCUGAUGCAGCCACAGGAGGCCAGCGCCUGCCCCCUGGGCCCGCAGCGCCCGCUCGAGCAAGUCACCUGCUUCAAGUGUGGACAAAAGGGUCACUAUGCCAAUAAGUGUGGGAAGAGUCGCCUGGAAAUCCUGCUGGGGAAGUGA
Molecule: messenger RNA, 804 nt
Organism: Rhea pennata
Lineage: Eukaryota; Metazoa; Chordata; Aves; Rheiformes; Rheidae
Gene: CPSF4L
Product: cleavage and polyadenylation specific factor 4 like
Exons: 8
Coding region: 1-804 (267 amino acids)
Cellular component (GO): mRNA cleavage and polyadenylation specificity factor complex
Molecular function (GO): RNA binding; zinc ion binding
Source: RefSeq, a predicted model, not a curated record